CUCCCGGGCUGGGGAUAUAAGCCGGCGCCCGGCGAACUGUGCACUAACUGUGCGGACCAGACUCAGCUACCGCAACGGCCACGCAGCCCAACCAGGCAGAGCGGAGCCAAGACGAGCAGGCUCACUGGAAGGGAGUCGGCGCCUCCAUGGAGAACGAAUUCACGUACGAGGAUUAUCAGAACACUGCAGAAUGGCUUCUCUCUCACACCAUGCACCGACCUCAAGUGGCAAUAAUCUGUGGUUCUGGCUUAGGAGGUCUGACUGAUAAAUUAACUCAGGCCCAGUUCUUUGACUACAGUGAGAUACCCAACUUUCCCCGAAGCACAGUGCCAGGUCAUGUUGGUCGAUUAGUGUUUGGGUUCCUGAAUGGCAAGGCCUGUGUGAUGAUGCAAGGCAGGUUCCACAUGUAUGAAGGCUACCCCCUCUGGAAGGUGACAUUCCCUGUGAGGGUUUUCCGGCUUCUGGGUGUGGACACCUUGGUGGUCACCAAUGCAGCUGGAGGGCUUAACCCCAAGUUUGAGGUUGGCGAUAUCAUGCUAAUCCGUGAUCACAUCAACCUCCCUGGUUUCUGUGGUCAGAACCCUCUCAAAGGGCCUAAUGAUGAAAGGUUUGGAGUUCGUUUCCCUGCCAUGUCUGAUGCUUAUGACCGGAACAUGAGGGAGAAGGCUCUCAGUACCUGGAAACAAAUGGGGGAGAAGCGAGAGCUACAGGAAGGCACCUAUGUGAUGUUGGGGGGCCCCAACUUUGAGACUGUGGCAGAGUGUCGCCUGCUGCAGAAGUUGGGGGCGGACGCUGUUGGCAUGAGCACAGUACCAGAAGUUAUAGUUGCACGACACUGUGGACUUCGAGUCUUCGGCUUCUCACUUAUCACUAACAAGGUCAUCAUGGAUUAUGAAAACCUGGAGAAGGCUAAUCAUGAGGAAGUAUUAGAGGCUGGAAAACAAGCUGCACAGAAACUGGAACAGUUUGUCUCCAUUCUUAUGGCCAGCAUUCCACCCCCUGACAAGACCAGUUGACCAGCCCUGGAGUGGUCCAACCCCUAAUGAGAUCCAAGUAACUACCACCUACUUUGGCCCUUUGCUGGGUCUUGUGCCUCUACCCUUACAUAUUAGGAGAAAGGAAAGGAGAGAAAGAUACCUGUCCUUUACUUUCCCCACUUUCUCCCACCAGACCCUUUUGGUACCAGGUCCUCUUGCUCAAUUGUCUUCUCAAAGCAGUUUGUUUUCCCCUCCAUCCUCUGUAAGAGCCAGAGCCCAUGCUCUGUCACACCUAGGGAUAUAUCAUGGCUUGACGUAGGCCUUUGACUGUCACAUAAUAGCUGCUACUACUGCCUCACUAAAGCACUGGAGACCAAACAAGGACCAGCCCAGUACUUCCUAGAAUUUAUUUAAUACCAUAAUGUUUUGAGAAUAAAGAGAGAUGAAAUAAUUUCUUCACUUUUUGGUACAAUUUGGGAUGAGGCUGGGGCACAAGCCAACACUGGCAUGAAAAGCUGUGAGACCACAUAUCUUGUGUGACUCUGCUUCUCAGAUAAGUAACUGAGAAUGGGGACAAGGUGGUGUGUGAGCAGCAAAGGAUGAAGAAGAAAGCAAAGUGUUGAAAGAUGUUAUGAACUGAGGACGGGCUAACUUCUGGCACUUGAUGACCACUUCUUCAGACCAGUCUUUACCUCUGUCCUUUGUCUUCUGAUUGUUUCAUUCCUGUCUACCCUCCCUCAAGAAUAUCUGAAUUUAUUCACUGGCUUCUGUUCCUUAAGUUGCCACUUCCUUAUUAAAUAUCUUUUUUCAUGCAUUACUCCUCCCCUACUCUCUCAUUCUGCAGCCAUACUCUUCAUCACUCCAGUCUGACAAGGUAAUGGCGAGCAUCAUUUUGUCUGUUGCCAGUGUCCCCACUGCUAACUGGAUUCCUGCUAGUUUAGGCCAACCUGUGCAGUUAGUUCAUACCUAGCUUCUUUGAGCCACUCCUUUCCUCCUUCUGUUUGCUCUGUGGGCUGCAGUCCUUUCACUUUUGCUUAAUCAGAACUGCUCUGUGACACUGCAUUUAGGCAUUGCUCUUUAUUACACAAUUAUUUUUGCUUAUCAAUUUGCAUACAGCUGGCUGGCAUGAUCGAAACCACACUGCCCUCCCAGGCUUAUGUGCCUUUUAAGAAAGGACAGUGUUAGCUGGGCAUGGUGACAUGUGCCUGUAAUUCCAGCAACUCAGGAGGUUGAGGCAGGAGGAUCACAAAUUUGAGACCAGCAUCAACAAUUUAGUGAGACCUAUCUCAAUUUAAAAAAAGGACCAGGGGUGUGGUUCAGUGGUAAAGUGCCCCUGGGUUCAAUCCCCAGUACUAGGAAAGAAAAGACUGGAUGAUCUUCUAAUGAUAGUGAUGACAUUUCAGUUAGUGGUAUAAUAUAGAAGAGGUAUUUGGAAUAGGAAGCUUUGAAGAACUCUUUCAAAUAAUCCUUUGUUAGUAACUGACCAAUUUAGAUGAACCCAGCCUAAAGAAAAAGCAUCCUGGAGUGGCCCUGUCGCUGCUUUCCCUCUCAUCUUUGUACCUCCACUCACUACUGAAAUCUUCCCUGGACCUUUAAGGGAACUGCUAGUAUCUAUUAUUUGUUUCUGAGAGCUAGUUUAGAGGGAAGUACUGUGUAUCCUUUAGAUACAUACAUAACUGUUAACAUGUUCAUUUCAUGAGAUGGCUUAGAUUUUCUCUUUGUUAUUGAAUAUUUCUUUGUGUAGCACUUAGCUAACAUUAUGAAGCUGAAAAUAUAAAAAUGGUACUUCCUCUCAAGU
Messenger RNA from Sciurus carolinensis (gray squirrel), 2775 nucleotides. It is a transcript of the gene Pnp, whose product is annotated as purine nucleoside phosphorylase. Gene Ontology annotation, molecular function: purine-nucleoside phosphorylase activity. Gene Ontology annotation, cellular component: cytoplasm. Gene Ontology annotation, biological process: nucleoside metabolic process. NCBI's taxonomy places the organism in Eukaryota, Metazoa, Chordata, Mammalia, Rodentia, Sciuridae. The record is from RefSeq and is a predicted model, not a curated record.